Kwoniella mangroviensis CBS 8507 is the source of this 501-nucleotide messenger RNA. RefSeq lists its product as uncharacterized. The record is from RefSeq and is a predicted model, not a curated record. NCBI's taxonomy places the organism in Eukaryota, Fungi, Basidiomycota, Tremellomycetes, Tremellales, Cryptococcaceae. The coding region runs from base 1 to 501 and encodes 166 amino acids. The transcript is spliced from 2 exons.
AUGACACGACCAAAAACUAAACAAUCACCUCCACCAACCACAUCUUCCAGUCCAGAGGGGUAUUGUCAAUCUUGUGGCCGAUUACUUCCCCGAGAGAACAAGACCGAUCCCACUCCGAGGAAAUACUGUUCUUCAACCUGUCGAUCACAUGGCAAAUCCCCUUACCUCAAAGGUAUACGCACAGCCUUGAUCGAAGGCUAUCAUCGAUCGUUGGAUGAUCGUCCGACCGGUCAAGUGAUACUAUGUUCAGAAGUGGAGAAAAACACAUUUGAUCCCACUUCAAACAAAGACAAGGACGAAAAGGUAGACAACAAUCAAACAUCAUCGCUAUCACCGACGGAACAGAGAGAAGAAUCACGUAGAGCAGCUCGAAGGAUAGUAGCGUUCGGUUUCCCCUCCCAGGGUAUAGCCGAAGAAGGAAGAGAGGUGGAAGCGAUACAGAAUGGGAAAAGUGUAGAAACGAGUUUCGCAAAAGGUGAAUGGGGUAUAAGAUGGAAAUGA